AUGACAUUAAAGUUGUUAUCAAGCUGUGACUUUGCUUGCUUAGCAAUCUUUGAUCCAGUCUGUGCUUCAAAUGGUGAGACUUUUAGUAACGCGUGCGAAUUUGAACAAACAAGAUGUACAUCGCAAAAUGAUACAUUGGUCAUUGUCUCACAAGGAGCAUGCAAUAAUGAAGAUAGUAACGAAGACAGUAUUGAUGAAAUGGAAGCUUUAUGUAUGGAAAAGUUUGAUUGUCUUGACGUGUACGUGCCAGUAUGUGGAUCAGAUGGAAGAACAUACAGCAAUAAGUGUUCGCUCGAGAAAAUUCAAUGUUACACUCCGUCGCUAAUCCUCAUUUCAAACGAAGAGUGCAAUAACGAUACUGCUGGCAGUAGAUUGAAUGCUACAAGUGAUCAAGACACGGUGCAAUUCAUCGGUUCAAUGUCCAGUUCGGACAAUUGUAUCGAGAGCGUUUGUACCAAAGAAUUUCAUCCGCUCUGUGGCUCGGAUGGCGUCAUGUACAACAAUGACUGUCUUUUUGAAAAUGCCCAAUGUAUGAAUUCAUCGCUCUCGCUUGCGUUUGAAACCAAGUGCAAGACUGCGUCAGGAUCCCUCGCAUCGAUCUUAGAACCAGAAGAGAUUUUAGAUCCAUCCAAGAACUCGGAAUCGACUUUGUCCGACACGAGCAAUGCUAACACCUCGCGCAAAAGCUGUGUUUUCUUAUUGCUCAUGGUUGUGUUACUAGAGAUUCUGUCAUAA
Messenger RNA from Plasmopara halstedii, 735 nucleotides. RefSeq names its product Protease inhibitor protein. The coding region runs from base 1 to 735 and encodes 244 amino acids. Gene Ontology annotation, molecular function: protein binding. The transcript has a single exon. The record is from RefSeq and is a predicted model, not a curated record. Lineage: Eukaryota; Oomycota; Peronosporomycetes; Peronosporales; Peronosporaceae.